Messenger RNA from Exophiala bonariae, 2772 nucleotides. RefSeq names its product ATP-dependent RNA helicase dbp10 (gene DBP10). Bases 1 to 2772 code for a protein of 923 amino acids. NCBI's taxonomy places the organism in Eukaryota, Fungi, Ascomycota, Eurotiomycetes, Chaetothyriales, Herpotrichiellaceae. The transcript has a single exon. Gene Ontology annotation, molecular function: ATP binding; RNA helicase activity; RNA binding. Gene Ontology annotation, cellular component: nucleus. The record is from RefSeq and is a predicted model, not a curated record.
AUGGCGCCCCGACGACCCUCCCCAACGCCGUCCGAGAAUGAGGUUGACAUUGGAGCCUCGUUGUUUGGAAAUAAUGCUGGGUCAGAGUCAGACCGAUCAGAGGCCGGACAGGCUAAUAUACCUAAUGAUGACCUCGAUGUCAUGGCAGAAGGCUCUGGCGAGGACGAUGAAGCCAUAAUUGCCGCACAACUGGUUGCGUCGAACCGAAAAUCCUCAAAUCUAAAGGGCCGAACGGUGAAGAAAGGCGGAGCGUUUCAAUCUAUCGGCCUUAAUGCCAAUCUACUCAAAGCUAUAACUCGAAAAGGCUUCUCAGUACCUACACCUAUUCAGCGGAAAACGAUUCCUCUACUCCUCAAUGACAAGGAUGUUGUUGGCAUGGCAAGAACAGGCUCAGGCAAAACAGCCGCAUUUGUAAUCCCUAUGAUUGAGAAGCUGAAGGUACACAGCCAAAGAGUAGGCGCAAGAGGGCUGAUCAUGUCACCGUCAAGAGAGUUGGCUCUACAGACAUUACAAGUCGUCAAAGAGCUGGGACGAGGGACCGAUCUAAGAUCAAUCCUGCUGGUUGGCGGCGAUAGUCUGGAGGAGCAGUUUUCAGCCAUGGCGACCAAUCCGGACAUUAUCAUUGCCACGCCUGGACGGUUCUUGCAUCUAAAGGUCGAAAUGGGCUUGGAACUUUCAAGCAUGAAAUACGUGGUAUUCGAUGAGGCUGACAGACUCUUCGAAAUGGGUUUUGCUGCCCAGCUCACUGAAAUUCUCCAUGCCCUUCCAGCAAACCGACAGACUCUACUAUUCUCAGCCACUCUGCCAAAGUCACUAGUCGAAUUUGCAAGGGCAGGUCUACAAGAUCCUGUCCUUGUCAGACUUGACGCUGACAGCAAAAUCUCACCAGAUCUGCAAAGUGCAUUCUUCUCAUUAAAAUCUUCAGAAAAGGAGGGUGCUCUUCUACACCUUCUCCAGGAUGUGAUCAAAGUGCCUACUCAAUCUCAACUGAUCACAUCUGUGGCCACUACAGAGCCAACCAAAUCAGGCAAGAAGAGGAAGCGAAUUGAAUCGGAUGAAAAAAUUUUACCUAGUUCGAAUCCCUUCUCAACAAUUGUUUUCGCCGCGACGAAGCACCACGUUGAAUAUCUGGCCCAGUUAUUGCGUAUGGCAGGCUACGCUGUUUCAUAUGUCUACGGUUCCCUUGACCAGACUGCUCGAAAGACCCAGGUACUUGCAUUCCGGACAGGGCAAAGCAAUAUCCUCGUCGUUACAGACGUCGCUGCUCGAGGUAUUGAUAUUCCGAUCCUCGCUAAUGUGAUCAACUACGAUUUCCCCUCACAACCCAAGGUAUAUGUUCAUCGUGUAGGCCGAACAGCUCGGGCUGGACAAAAAGGUUGGAGUUACAGCAUGGUACGAGAUUCGGAUGUUCCGUACCUAUUGGAUCUUCAAUUAUUUCUUGGAAGGAAGCUGUCGGUAGGACGAGCAGAAACAGAGACAGUCAACUUUGCUCAAGACGUUGUUCUGGGUGGCCUUCGUCGUGAAGAUAUACAGAGCAGCUCUGAGUGGGUUUCCAAAAGCCUGGAAGAUAGUGUGGAUCUUGCAUCCUUGAAGUCUGUCGCAGUUAAGGGCGAGAAACUAUAUCUCCGAACACGAAACGCUGCGUCAUCUGAGAGUGCAAAGAGGUCCAAGGAAGUCGUUGGAUCGAAAGAGUGGUCGGAACUACACCCAUUAUUCAAUAAUCAAUCGGAUAAUCUAGAAGCCGAGAGGGAGAAAAUGCUCGCAAGAGUAGGUGGCUUUCGUCCUCAGGAAUCCAUAUUCGAGGUGAGUGCGAGACGUGGUGGUCGGAAGAAUAAUGAAGAAGCAGUCGACGCAAUUCGCAAGAUCCGGGGCGGACUUGAGACUCGCAAACAAAAGACACUCGACACUACUCGACAUCGCCAGAAGGAGGACCUUGAGGACGACAACCCCGUCCAAAGGCCUCAGAACGGCAACUCCCAAAACGGGGCUGGCGACGACUCAGACAUUGAAACCAAUGACGCCCUCUCAGAAGCCUCCUCCGCCGACCUAGAAGUAACAUUCAGCCAACCGUACGCAAAGAAAUCCAAAACCAACAGCGCCAAAACCUCAUACCGCGACCCCGAAAACUUCAUGUCCUACCUCCCCACAUCCACAUCUUUCAACGACGACAAAGCUUACGGCGUCCAUUCCGGCGGAACCUCUAAUUUCACCAGCGCCGCCCGCCACGUGACGAUGGACCUCGCCGGCGACGAAUCCGGCAAGAACUUCGGCGAAGCGCGGGGCGUGAUGCGGUGGGACAAGCGGCACAAGAAAUACGUGCGGCGCGAGAAUGAUGAGGACGGCAGCCGCAACAGCGGGGCGAAGCGGCUCGUGCGCGGCGAGUCCGGCGCGAAGAUCGCCAGCUCCUUCAAGAGCGGCCGCUUCGAGAAGUGGCGGAAGGCGAAUCGCGUCAGUCACGUGCCGCGGGUCGGCGAGGCGGAGAAGAACAAUGCUGGCAAUAAUAAUGAUGCCGGUGGUGGUGGGAAUGUUAGUCUGAGCGGUGGCGGUGGGAAGCGCUUCAAGCACAAGCGCACCGCGAUGCCCAAGACACCAGACAAAUUGCGCGCGGACUUUGAGACGCAGAAGAAGAAAUCGGCAGGUGCGAGAGAGCGCUCGGCUGUGCAGUUGGGCAACAGUCGCGAGAUCAAGAGUGUGGAUCACACGGUCAAGGAGAGGAGGAAGAAGGAGCAGAGGCGGGAGAAGAAUGCUAGGCCCAUGCGAAAGAGGAAGUAG